AAUCCGUUCAGUAGUCUCGUGGCCGUGGUUGGUGCGGUGCGCGACCGGUGUCCGUUGUCCGUUGGUCGGCUAUUCGCACACGUUCUCCCGUACGCCGCCCGCGGGCGAGACGCGUUUCCGCUGCACGUUCACCGGCCGCCGGACCGGUUCGCCCGCAUACACCGCCGUUGACGUAGCACGCCCUCGCGGGGUGGUGCUCGCGCGAGUGCGAUGCCGGCGCACGCGGUACCGGCGACACCACCACUGUCGCCGCUGCUGCUACUGCCGCCGCCGCCGCCACCCGUCCAGUAUGCUUCGACGGAACCGCGGUUCCGCCGGUGCGUGCGCAAGUUCUUCGCGCACCUGUUCAGCAACCUGGGCCUGUUCGGCCUGGUCGCCGGCUACGUGAUCGUCGGCGCGUUCGUCUUCCGGUUCCUGGAGGCCGGCAACGAGCGUCAGCAGCGCGACCGCAUCGGCCGCCUCAAGAACGACUGUCUGGGCGAGCUUUGGAACAUCACAGUGAGAAUGCACGUACUACAUGAACUAAAUUGGACGAAACUAGUGUACGAGCCGUUACAAAAGUUCGAGACGCAGAUCAUAUCUACGAAAAACAUUCAAGGAUACGAUAGCAAAAACACGGAGCAGUGGUCAUUAACUGGGGCGCUGUUGUAUUCGGUCACCGUUAUUACGACAAUCGGAUACGGUAAUUUGGCACCGAAAACACCAGAAGGCAAAAUCGUGACUAUGGUAUAUGCGUUAUUCGGCGUACCAUUAAUGCUCCUGUGCAUAUCCAAUCUGGGGUCGUUGUUGGCUGGUACUUUUCAGUUUGCAUACUCUCAUUCGUGCUGCUUCUCGAAAAAAAAAUCAGGCAAUCGGAGGGAAAAGUCAACGAAAAAAUCGUCGUCGAGCGGUCCGUUGGCUGGGCCAGUGCCACAUAUGCCACCACCGCCUACCCAACAGCAGUUUAACGGGCAUCACAGGGCCGCCAUCAUGGACGUUGCUCCCAGAUCCAGGAAACAACAGAUCGCUGGCAUUGGGAAACCAAUAUACCGUUUAACGUCUGAAGCCAAACACGUUCUGUGUGAAUGCGCUGAAUAUCAAUUGGCCAACUCGCCCACGCACGAUCAUGUGGCUGCACACAUCCUCAGGCAACUUGGUGACCGUCCGGAUUUACCAACGGCCUCGAAAGAGGAUGAAUACGUUUACGACGACGACAACAAUGAAGAUUGUUACCAAUGUCAAAUGAACAACGGAGCGCACGGGACACCGAGCCGAGUGCCGUUGAUCGGUAGCGGUGGCGGUGGCAAGGACGGAGGUAGUCGCCAACAGCAGCGGCGUGCAAACAAAGACCGCGGGCGACAAGCGGCCACCGCGGACCAGUAUCACCGGGAAGCGGCCGCCGCGGCUGCAGCUACCGCAGCUGCCGUCGCUGCCGCCACGGCUGCGGCCGCAGCCAGCAAGAGGACGGCCAAAAAGCGGAACGCAGCGCCGCCGGGCGUACCGGUAGCCCUGGUGCUGCUCGUGUUGGUCGGAUACAUUUGUCUGGGAGCGGCCGUGUUCGCAGCCUGGGAGGGCUGGACGUUCAUUGACGGCGCGUACUUCUGCUUCGUCACGCUGUCCACCAUCGGGUUCGGUGACCUAGUGCCCGGCAAGUCGUUCCAGGGCACGGAUACACAGAACGGUCAGCUGCAGUUGGUUGCGUGCUGCGGUUACCUGCUGUUCGGGCUGGUGCUGAUCGCUAUGUCGUUCUCGCUUGUUCAAGAGGAGGUGGUGUCCAAGUGCCGGCACGCGGCCCGCUACGUGGGUCUCCUCAAGCAGCCGGCCCGGCCCGGCACCCAGCCCUACGCCCUGUAACCAACCAGCCCAACCACCCGUCGUUUGCCUACCCCAACCAUUGUGUGUACUCCCUGCUCCUUCCCGCGCGAGCUCUUCAGCAGACGGCCAACAACUCGUGCGCUCUUCCCGCAAACCGUCAUGGCCGAAGUCACAAAUAAUGCAGAAACGAUAAACCGCAUUCAUGACCUACGUGAUCGUGCAACAGGUCCUGCAAUUUGAUCGACCUGUCGUAUGGCUAUGAUCCGUUUUUCUUGAUGCGCCACGUACUGUUCGAAAUCGAAAUCGUAUCCCGUCUAUCACAUCGUCGAAAUCCAUCGAAAAACAAUAACCACCCGAUAAAGUAUAUUUAUGCAUACUCCUGCAUAAGUAUUCUUAACCGUAUACCGGUUAAAAAACAUCGUUUAUAUUUUGAAGAGUGACUAUUAUAUUUAUUUGACCAUCGCCGUGUGGAAAUUGAUUCUUGAGAAUUAAAACAUUGUGCUCCUUUUUACCUCCAUCGAGAUUCUUGUUCGAAACACGCGUAACUGUUUUUCAUUCAUCGGAGUGAUUACACUGAUUCGGUUCUCAGUAAAUCGUAUUUGGCAUGUUUUAAUAUUCUAAACAAAAUUUAAAAACCUCAACAGUAAUCCGUGCAUAAUAUUAUAAUUACAUUGGGUACCACAUAGUACCACAUAUUAUCGUACACAUAUUUUUAUAUAAUCAUAACACAUAUUUUGUUAAAUCCGUAAGUUCAGUUGACCACAAGCAUUCACACGCAGUUAAACGUCGAGUACAUUUUACGACCCGAUCAUAAAAUAAAAUGUUAGAUAAAUACAUCACCGCAUUAUAAUACUACCGUUCUACCUUUUCUGUACAUGAAAAGUAAACUAGUUCAACUACGUACAAUAUGAACUCGACAUGUUCACGCGUGUUAAUCCAUAUAGUGGUUACGAAAUAAAAAUUGUUAGUCUAUUAUUUGUAAUAACCCACGUGUAAAUAAUUAUUUUAUUAAAUCACAUGGUUU
Messenger RNA from Sipha flava (yellow sugarcane aphid), 2818 nucleotides. RefSeq lists its product as uncharacterized. The coding region runs from base 211 to 1833 and encodes 540 amino acids. The record is from RefSeq and is a predicted model, not a curated record. The transcript is spliced from 6 exons. Gene Ontology annotation, biological process: potassium ion transmembrane transport; stabilization of membrane potential. Gene Ontology annotation, molecular function: potassium ion leak channel activity. Gene Ontology annotation, cellular component: membrane. Lineage: Eukaryota; Metazoa; Arthropoda; Insecta; Hemiptera; Aphididae.